Molecule: messenger RNA, 2042 nt
Organism: Arabidopsis thaliana (thale cress)
Lineage: Eukaryota; Viridiplantae; Streptophyta; Magnoliopsida; Brassicales; Brassicaceae
Product: glucuronoxylan 4-O-methyltransferase-like protein (DUF579)
Exons: 1
Coding region: 622-1491 (289 amino acids)
Biological process (GO): xylan biosynthetic process; plant-type cell wall modification
Cellular component (GO): Golgi membrane
Molecular function (GO): glucuronoxylan 4-O-methyltransferase activity
Source: RefSeq, marked reviewed
UUUAAUUAAAAAACUGGUUUCAGAAAUACAAACUUUUGGAUCUUAUGAAUUAUGAUAAACAACAUUUAUAGCUUGAAACCUUGAACAAUAACAGAUAACAAAUCCACAAGUCCAUUUUAAAACAAGAAGACAAAAUAUCAAACGUUAUCCACCGGUAAACUCAUCAUAGAUUACCCUAAUACGUAUUGAGACGAAAUCAACUGAAAUUGUAUGGGCGAUCUUGUUUUUUUGCUUAUAUUUGGGAUGAACGAUCUUGUUUAAUGUUACUAAUUGUUAUCUUUAGCAAACCGAAGUGGGAACGAAACCCCAUGCUCCAAGUCCAAUUAAAUAACAUAUGUCCACAGAAAUGUUUUCAAAAUUCGAAUAAGCCACAGCAACGUGUCUUGUUCAUAUAUCCACUAUAACCCAAAGCUGCUUCAAUGGUCGGAUAUGGACACGUGUCAGUUAAUCAGACCAUCUCCAAGAAAAAAUAUCCCAAAUCUUUCUUCCCUAUUCAGUCCCCCAAUCAACAAUCCUCUUCACAUUUCUAUUUUCUCCUCCGAGGUCGUCUCUCGACCAAACCACAAAAACCAGAACAAAAAUAACUAAAAAACAAUCAGAUCUGAGAUCGAACAAAACAACAUGAACACGUUAAUCCCAUCGGAGAAAAGAUGGAUCAUCACCGGCGUUUUACUAGCCGGUUUAGUUGGCGGUGCUUUGCUUUUCACAAGCUUCAUACGAGCCGCUGACGAAACGCUCUUCCUCUGUUCCACAGCAAGCGCCAAAAGCAGAGCGGUGGCUGCGGCAGCUGAUUACGAAGCGACUCCGAUUCAGCUUCAAGCGAUCGUCCACUACGCGACAUCUAACGUUGUCCCACAACAGAAUCUUGCUGAGAUCUCGAUCUCUUUCAACAUCUUGAAAAAGCUAGCUCCGGCUAACUUUCUCGUGUUCGGUCUCGGUCGUGACUCGCUCAUGUGGGCUUCUUUAAAUCCACGUGGCAAAACCUUGUUCUUGGAAGAAGAUCUUGAAUGGUUUCAGAAAGUGACCAAAGACUCUCCUUUCUUACGUGCGCAUCACGUGCGUUACAGGACGCAGCUUCAACAAGCCGAUUCGCUUCUACGUUCGUACAAAACGGAGCCUAAGUGUUUUCCGGCGAAAUCUUAUCUCCGGGGAAACGAGAAGUGUAAGCUAGCUCUCACGGGACUGCCCGAUGAGUUCUACGAUACAGAGUGGGAUCUGCUGAUGGUCGAUGCUCCUAAAGGUUACUUCGCAGAAGCUCCGGGAAGAAUGGCGGCGAUUUUCUCGGCGGCUGUUAUGGCUAGGAACCGGAAGAAACCGGGAGUUACGCACGUGUUCUUGCACGAUGUUAAUCGGAGGGUGGAGAAGACUUUUGCCGAGGAGUUUUUAUGCCGGAAGUAUAGAGUCAACGCCGCCGGGAGGUUAUGGCAUUUUGCUAUUCCUCCGGCGGCUGCGAACGCUACGAUUGACUCUGGUGAUUAUAGGUUUUGCUAAGAUUGCGACACGAUUUAUCUUCUUAUUUCCUCUUUUGCCCUUUUAUUUUACUUUUUUGAGGAAUUUUAUUACAGCAUUGGGUUCACUUAUUAUCUGAUUUAGUGCCGACAGUUUUGGAUCUGCAUCUCGUGUUUCGUUAUUUUUAGUUACAGGCUUUCCAAAAUUUCAUGGGGCAUUAUAUUUCACAUUUUUAUCAUAUAUUACAUACUUAUGAUACAUAGUCAUUUUUAUCGUAUAAGAAUCUGAAUAAAAUUGUUUGAAGAGAACGUAAAUUUUUUUUGAACAAACAGGAGAACGUAGAGUUUUAAUUACCCAUAACUCGUUUUAAAGACUUUUUAAUGUUUACCAGUCUAAUUUCAACUCUAUUGAGAAUAGCAUGUGGUGUGAGCUGGUAAGUGGUAGUAACUCUGACUUUUCUUCUGACGUCACGGAAGGUAAUUAUAUUGCAUAUUUAAUUUCCAACGAGUAUUGGUGAGUAUUUUUGCCAUAUACUACCUUUUUAGAAAAUGAAAAGGAAAAUAGAUAUGACGACGAGAAUCUCUUGAUAAAAU